AAGCAAGGAAUACGAUGAAGAUGGGUUUAGGAUUUGCAGCUUGGAACGUCUUCCUGUGUCUUCUUCUUUUUAUGAGUGCUUACAGAAGUGGUGCCAAGGAGAUGACUGAUAUACUCUCGCAAAUAGGCCAUAACCAUGAUGCCCUUCAUCAUGUUCAUGCUCAUCAGUCAUCCCACAUGGAUCCUUCAUCUAUGGUGUUCUUCACCAUGAAAGAUCUCAAAAAAGGGAUCACUAUGCCCAUCUAUUUCCGCGUGAAUGAGCUUUCAAAUGUUUUCCCUCAUUUGUUGCCUAGAGAAGAAGCUGAUUCAAUUCCAUUUUCACUGGAACAGCUUCCAUUCCUUCUAAAACACUUCUCCUUUUCAAAAGACUCAACUCAUUAUGAAAAUUUAUGA
This is a messenger RNA of Pistacia vera, 392 nucleotides long. Its product is annotated as BURP domain-containing protein BNM2C-like. The record is from RefSeq and is a predicted model, not a curated record. Bases 15 to 392 code for a protein of 125 amino acids. The transcript has 2 exons. Lineage: Eukaryota; Viridiplantae; Streptophyta; Magnoliopsida; Sapindales; Anacardiaceae.